Molecule: messenger RNA, 6571 nt
Organism: Pelmatolapia mariae (spotted tilapia)
Lineage: Eukaryota; Metazoa; Chordata; Actinopteri; Cichliformes; Cichlidae
Product: NEDD4-like E3 ubiquitin-protein ligase WWP1
Exons: 25
Coding region: 250-3135 (961 amino acids)
Biological process (GO): protein polyubiquitination; proteasome-mediated ubiquitin-dependent protein catabolic process
Cellular component (GO): cytoplasm
Molecular function (GO): ubiquitin protein ligase activity; protein binding
Source: RefSeq, a predicted model, not a curated record
UGGCGCGCCUGUCGCCCGUGUGUUUUGCUAGUCAUAGGCUUCUGUACAGAGAUGGCAAGAGAGCCGUAGCAGACUGAGGGGCCUGCUCGGCUGAGGAUUUUACUGACAACCGUUGCGUUAGCACACAGCCAAGACACAGAGUGUAGGAAAGUAGAGGAACAGCGAGCAAGUGGAACCAUGGGACACGGAGUAGGCUGAACCAGAGGGUCUAGCAGCACACACCAGUUGUUUUCCACUGUGGUGUAUGACAUGGCCACGGCCUCAUCUAGAGCAGAGACUAGCCAUAACCACAGAGGAACGUCACAACUCUAUGCCAUUGUGUCCUGUGCCAAACUCAAGAGGAAGAAGAGUUCCCUGUUUGGGACUGCCAUUUAUGUGGAGGUGACAGCUGAGGGGGAGACGCGGCGCACUACGAAAUCUCAUAGCUCCUCCAAUCCUAAAUGGGACGAGAGGCUCACUUUGAAUGUAACUCCACACACACAGGUGGAUUUCAAAGUUUGGAGCCACCACACCCUGAAAGCAGAUGCUCUGCUGGGCAAAGCCACGCUGGACCUCACUCGAGCCUUGGAAGACCAUGACAGAAAAUUAGAGAAUGUGAAGGAAGUGCUGAAGCUGAGUGCGGAGCAGAAGGGGGUGACAGUGCCCAUGGGGGAGCUGACUGUGUACCUUGAUGGACUCACUGUCACCGACCAGGAGGAACUGGCACCACUUACCAACGGCAAUGCACCAAAUGGCUCCAGUGAGCUCAGUGUUUAUGUUAGGGAGGUCCAACAGAAUGGUGACGCCAUCCAUGAAAACGGAGAUUCAUCUUCCUCAUCCUCAAGGGCUGCCAACAGCACAGUGAAUGGUACAGACUUGGGCCCAAGGUCAGGUUCCUGUUCAGCCUCCAGUGGUGCGGAUGGUCAGGUGCCUUCAAGCUCCUGCAGCCCUGCUCUUUGUCAUGCCGUCAACGGAGACUCCACAACCAACUCCACCCCUGUCCACCAACCCUCAGACAGUGAUAAUGAGAGUAGGAUGGUCAAUGGGGAGUCCUGUGAUGCUGCUGAAGGGCAGUCAUCUGCUACAAGAAGUGAUGUGCUGCCCUCUGGAAGUGACCACGAGGACUGCAUUCAGGAUGCUGCACUGCCAGACUCUGACACAGCACCAAAUAGCACAUCUCAACCCCCACCUGCUUCCACAUCAUCUUCAACCUCUUCUGUUGCUGCUAAUUCUGCCACUGCCGUUGCUGCCUCCUCCUCUUCCUCCACAUUCACCUCUCCAAACCAGGGGGUCACCACGUCCUCGUCGUCAUCCUCCCCAGCGCUUGCUGAAGCAAAUGCUUCAGGAAGUGGAGGUGGUAGUAAUAGUAGCAGUGCAACAGUAACUACAGAUGGGGCCAAGCCCAGGCAGCAGGUCCCCAAUACUGGAGCCUCAGAUCCUCUUCCACCAGGGUGGGAGCAGAGAAAAGACCCACAUGGGAGAACGUACUAUGUAGACCACAACACCAGGACGACUACCUGGGAAAGACCACAGCCGCUACCACCAGGUUGGGAACGUCGAGUGGAUGACCGGGGUAGGAUCUAUUAUGUGGACCACAACACCCGCACCACCACAUGGCAGCGUCCCACUAUGGAAUCGGUGCGCAAUUUUGAGCAGUGGCAGAGCCAGCGCAGCCAGCUGCAGGGAGCUAUGCACCAGUUUAACCAGAGAUACCUCUACUCUGCAUCCAUGAUGUCUGCUGAAAAUGAUCCUCUUGGCCCACUGCCUCCUGGUUGGGAGAGACGUGUUGACUCCAAUGAUCGAGUGUACUUUGUCAACCAUAACACAAAGACAACACAGUGGGAAGACCCUCGAACCCAAGGGCUACAGAAUGAGGAUCCUCUGCCUGAAGGUUGGGAGAUCCGGUACACAAGGGAAGGGGUUCGCUACUUCGUGGAUCACAACACCCGAACCACAACUUUCAGCGACCCCCGCACUGGAAAGUCUUCAGUCACCAAAGGCCCUCAGAUUGCAUACGAGCGCAGCUUUCGAUGGAAGCUUGCCCAUUUCCGCUACUUGUGCCAGUCUAAUGCUCUCCCAAGCCAUGUGAAGAUCACUGUCUCCAGGCAGACACUGUUUGAAGACUCCUUUCAGCAAAUUAUGGCCCUGAAGCCUUACGACUUGAGGAGGCGAUUGUACGUCAUCUUCAGAGGCGAGGAGGGUCUGGAUUACGGUGGCCUGGCCCGAGAGUGGUUCUUCUUGUUGUCCCAUGAAGUGCUGAACCCCAUGUACUGUCUGUUUGAAUACGCUGGAAAAAGCAACUAUUGUCUGCAGAUCAACCCAGCCUCAGCCAUCAACCCCGACCACCUCUCCUACUUCUGCUUCAUAGGCCGCUUUAUUGCAAUGGCACUUUUCCAUGGCAAGUUCAUUGACACAGGCUUCUCUCUGCCUUUCUACAAACGCAUGCUGAACAAGAAGCUAAUACUCAAAGACCUUGAGUCCAUUGACCCAGAGUUCUACAACUCACUCAUAUGGAUCAGGGACAACAACAUCGAGGAAUGCGGUCUGGAGAUGUUCUUCUCCGUGGACAUGGAGAUCUUGGGGAAGAUCACCUCUCAUGACCUCAAACCCAAUGGUGCCAACAUCCAAGUCACUGAAGAGAACAAGGAGGAGUACAUCAGUCUAAUGGCAGAGUGGAGGUUCUCUCGUGGGGUGGAAGGUCAAACCAAAGCUUUUCUCGACGGCUUCAAUGAGGUGGUUCCACUUCAGUGGCUCCAGUACUUUGAUGAAAAGGAGCUUGAGGUGAUGCUGUGUGGCAUGCAGGAAGUAGACUUGCAGGACUGGCAGAGAAACACUGUGUAUCGUCACUACACCAGGAACAGCAAACAGAUCAUCUGGUUCUGGCAGCUGGUGAAAGAGGUCGACAAUGAGGUGCGACUACGGCUCAUGCAGUUUGUCACUGGAACCUGCAGGCUUCCUCUGGGCGGCUUUGCUGAGCUCAUGGGAAGUAACGGACCGCAGAAGUUCUGCAUUGAGAAGGUGGGGAAAGACACGUGGCUUCCUCGCAGCCACACGUGUUUCAAUCGUCUGGACUUGCCUCCUUACAAGAGUUACGAACAGCUGAAAGAGAAGCUGCUCUUUGCCAUCGAGGAAACAGAAGGAUUUGGCCAAGAAUAGAGGGAGGAGUCCUCUUCGAUUUCCCUUCCUCUCCCAUCGCUGUUUAUUCAGCCAAGAAAAACAAACUUUAAAAAAAUUGCACAAGAUAACCACCACUGUAUAUAAGCUAUUUUGUCAUUUCAAACCAAAUCCUAAUUUGCUGCAUAAUUGUUGCCGCAGCCCUCUUCCCCCAGUCCCUAUAUAUCUAAAUAUAUAUCUAUAUAAUACACCUUCAUGAAAUAUGCAAGCAUUACAGCAUUUUGCUCUUUGUUCAAAAACAGAAAUCACUGAUAGUUUUGGGUUUUUUGGGUUUUUUACACUUCCUCCACCACUGCUGACUGGCUUUUAAAAAUACAUUUAAAUUGUUUUUGAGAGGAUUUUAUAAAGUGCAGUCUCCUUUUAAAGCUCUAGUUCUAUAGGGCUUUUAAAAGGCUAGAAUAGAAGUAUCGGGGUCUGGUGCCUGAAAUUCUUGCUCCUGUCAGACCCAUAGUAAUUUUGCAAUUUUGGUGCACUUGCAUGCUGCCUCUAGAGAUGAGAAGACUGCUAUGCCCACCCUCCACCGCACACAUAGUUUUUAGCAUGGAUCUCUCCAUUUCUAAAUAAGUUCAUUGCUACCAUUAAAAACAAUGCAGCACUACAAUUGGACUGAUUGGAAGCACAGAAACACCCAGUGUUUUGUUUUGUUCUAGUGUUUUUGCUUUUUUCUCUCACCAGCCCAGAGACAGAACAUCUUUGGGGAAACAAGUGAUUUUUUUUUUUAACAUUUUAUUUUAAACGCACACAUGUGAGUGUGAUGAUGGUGGGAACUUCAUGGAUUAAAGUUUCAAGCUAGAGAUCCUACAUGAGAUGUUGCAGAUUGCCUAUGCUGCAGUCUGCUUGCACACUGUGAAGCUACAAGAGCAAAGCUGGUUACUCUAACCUAAAUAAUGAGCUACAGACAGGUGAGAAAUUAAAGGAGAAUAAAGUGUCUUAAAAGAUAUUGGGCCAUCAGUUCUUAGAGUCUCUGGGACUCUACGAGGGGAAUAGAACAAUGUUUUUCCGCAAGACGCUUGCUAUUCCAGGUCCUCUUUGUUGGUCCAAAAUCUCCACCCUCAGCCCUUCCCAUUGUCAUCCCUCUCCAGCCAGAUUUGUUUUUGUAACUGAACAUUUUUCGCCCUCGGCUGUAAAAGGCUGAUAAGUCAAGGUCACUGAAAUUCAAACUCGAGCGGUCAGGUUUUCUGAAAAGAUGUUCUCUAGGAUAAUCUAAAAUCCUCAGAUAAGUUCAAAUCUCAGUGACCUUGAUGAGCUAUUGUUGUCACCCCACCAGGUGGGAAAAGUCACACCAAACUUUCUGAACAUGAGAAGGAGGUGACCUAGGAUUUUCAAAUUUAUACCCUACGUGUAUCUACUAAAAACCUCGGAUAAGUUCAAAUCUUGGUGACUUUGACCUCACGUUCGAGGUUCUUUAAUGUGUCAUGUUUCAUUCGUCAUAAAAUAACAUGACACAUAGACAUGAAGUCACUCAGGUCUUAGUGUUAAUAGCAAUUAAAAUAGGUAAUCCAUCUGAUUAAAAUUUAAUAAUUAAAUAAUAUAACAGUAAAAAUAUACAGUCAGAGGUGAAGUCAGAGCCAGAGGCCUAAGAUUUCAAAUUGAUACUUAAUGGUAUUAAUUUGACUUUGAAUCUCAGUGACUUCUACCUCAAAGUCAACAUCAGAGGUCAGGUUUUCUGAAAAUCUUAUGAAUGAAAUAACCCAAGAAGGAAGUCACCUGGGAUUUUCAAAUUGACACCAUAAGUGCAGCUACUAGGAUGCUGAGGGGUGGCACUGCUGGCUGUCAGUGUUUUAAAUCAAUUACAAACUGAGUCAGUCAUGUCAGCAAAUUGUCAAAUCCUAACAGAACCAGACGCACUCGCUAUAGAGGGAAAGGGUUCAAGGCCUGUCUUUUGUCUUGGUGUAAAACACACAUGUGCCCCCUGCAGACCAUCGUAGGUGCCGUCACCUCUGUAAUGAGGGCUCUACUAUGAUUUCCUCUCAGACUGUUGUUGGCGCUGUCUGUUUACAUCCUGCAUUGACAUUCUCAGUCACCCCCCCACCCCCCUUAUAUCACACUGAUGCCAUUUUUCUUGCCAGCUUCAUACAAGCACAGAUUCACUUAAAAAAGAACGCGUGUGCUUAGCUGGCUUUCUUCUGCCUCUUUGAUUGAAUUAUCUCAGACUGAAGUGUGCUAUAAAGUCGUCAUGUUUCAGAGGACGGCAGGUAUUAUCAUUGUUUUUGAGUGGCAGGCAUCACACCUAACCAACAUAAUGCACAACAAAUAAAUAUAUAAAUCAAAUUUGUCCAUGUCGUGCCACAGUGAGGUUUAAAAAACAGUUGCACCCCAGGAAGGCAACUACAUUUCAUCUACACAAAAUGACGACCUGACCCAAGCAUUCGAGUCUUAACCACAUGAUACAAUCUCCUUUAUUCACCUCCGUAUUUAGACUGAUGUCCUUAAAUUAAAAAUAAUCUUUUGUGGCAACUCCUCAGCAUCUUAGGCCCUAAUGCAGCAUCAGCAGGAUAACGCACUGCUUUGUUGUGUGUUCUUGUCUUUACACCCCCAAUUUCCCCUGGUCCUUUUUGGUUCUUUAACUGCCUCGCUGUUAUGUUGAAACUCCAUUGUUUGUAAAUGACAACUCUGGUGCUUACUCUUUCAGUCAGUGGUCUAAAUGCAGGAAAAAAAGAAAAUAACUCAGCCAGUGGCAGGCCAUUCUCCUCAUCUUUGAUGUGUAGGGUUUGUUUUUUUGUUUUAUUUAAAGACCACUGCAAACAGCAGCAAGCUGAUUUAGACUUUGAUUCCUCUGAGGAGCUCGUGAUUUAGUAAAACGAUCGGUGGUGUAUAUAACUUGUUCAGCUCUCUGAGAUGAAGCGCUGAAACGAGGGACAACAACAUGAAGAGAUGCAUUGCUCUGUAGCAAAAGGAGCCGACUUUUAAGAGACGUUAAAACUGCAUAACUGUGCUUCCUUUUGAACAGAAACCUGUAAUCAAAGAAAAUCAACUGUAUGUGAAUAUUCAUUGUAAAAAAGAGACAGUAAAUGAAGUACUUAAAUAUUAUAAUUACUUACACAGAGCUGCCGCGCCAUUGAUGGAAAUCUGUGAUGCCUUUGUUCUUAUCAGAAGUAGAUGGACGUUUCAGAUCGCCUUCACUGCAGCCAGUAACUCGCCGAAGUAUCACGUGAAUAUCGGAAACAAAGUAGCGUUGAGUAAUGAUGCUGUAUAUCAACUUAAUGGAGCGGGGAAGUUGCUGCGGUUUAGGCGAUCUGAAAUGCAUCCAAACUUGUAACAUAUCGCGUGUAGAUACACACUGUAAACACAAACUACACUGUACAGAAUGCCCCUUUACUGGAGAAGAUGUGUAUAGAAGUUUCAUUUUUAAUCUGCUUUCACCCAUUUUCAAUGGAGAGAGAUUGAUUUAUGAGAUACAAAUAAAUAAGUGAAUAAA